CACAGUACUCUUAGUACUCUUCACAGUACUAUGUGGAGCUCUCUGUGCUGCUGCGCCUGCGCAGUGCAGCUCUGUGAAGUGUCGGAAGUUGAGCAGCAGUGAUUUAGCUCUUCAGGCUAACCGCUAACAGCUAACAGCGGAGACUCGCUCCCAGCGUCUAAAACUUGGUUUUUAGCCCCAGAAAGUUGGUUUGGACGGAGGCGGUGAGGCCGCAGUGGAGCCCGGAGGACCGGGGGCGGACUCUCGGUGUUGUUCGCAGCUGGAUGGUGGCGGACGGGGCUUUUAAAGAGCUUUCUAACAAGUUGUGAUUGUUUUUUGGCGCUCUGGCAGCGCAGAGGAAAGAUGGAGGAUCUGCGGGUGUAGCAGCGGCUAAUGCUAGCUGGCUCCUCCGUCUGCUGCCAGCGUCGGUCCGGGACUAACCGAAGCUGCUUCCCCGCUCCGUGGACACGUCUGGAGGGUUUGAUUAACCACGCUGCCGGUGUCUGAUCCACUGUGGAUGUUUGCAGAUGAACUGAAGCAUGAUCUUCCCUCAGGCUCUGAGGAUGGAACCCGAGCUACUGGAGACAGGAUCUAGAAGUCACAUGGUUCUCUGAAGAAGCCAUGGGUAGCUGUUUAAGCUGUCCAGAGAAAGAGUCAGUUCCAGAUACUCAUCAAAGUAAAUUCAAGGUGAUCAACGUGGACGACGAUGGGAACGAGCUGGGCUCUGGUGUGAUGGAGCUGACCGAUGCAGAGCUUGUCCUCCACACCCACCGCCGUGACGACGUCAGGUGGCCUUACCUCUGCUUACGGCGCUAUGGCUACGACUCCAAUCUCUUCUCGUUUGAGAGCGGCCGGCGCUGCCAGACGGGACAAGGUAUUUUUGCGUUCAAAUGUUCUCGAGCUGAAGAAAUCUUCAACAUGCUGCAGGAGGUGAUGCACAGUCACAGCAUCAGUGUGGUGGAGGAGGCAGUACUGGAGACCAACCACCAGGGUGUGCUCACUCCUGCAGCUCAGGGUUACUCUGUGCCCACGGUGCCUAACGGUGUGAGCAGGAUUCCCUCUGUGGGGGAGGCUCCGUCUCACCCCUCCACCCGUCACCCGUCUGUGGCCAGCACCCGUCUGCCGUCGGUGGGGGAGGAUUCCACACACCCCCUGCUGGUGACUGAGGAGGCGGUUCACACAUAUGUCAACACCACCGGUCUCCUUGACGACCAGCCCAGUCCACUGACUGUCACCACCCCUCUGGAAAGCCCCACCUCUCCCCAGUCCCAGUGCCCCCCGCCUCCCCCUAGGGUCCGCAGCGACCCUCCGGCCCCGCCCCCUCAGCCGGAGCCCCAGGUGCUGCUGGAGCCUCAGGGCGUGCGCUUUGUGCUGGGCCCCACCCCAGUUCAGAGGCAGCUGAUGGAGAAGGAGAAGAGGCAGCAGGAGCUGAAGGAGGCCCCGGGGCCCCAAGAGACUAACGGCCACAGCGAGGUCCCUGCUGAGCCAGAGCCCGCCCCUCUGCCCUCCAACAGCUCCUCCUUCUCCAAUCCAUCAACAGCUCCUCGCCGCCACCGCCCGCCCCCCCUCACCCCCGACCUGCAGAAUGUCAACAACUCGGCCCAGAGACGCACCGCCCUCCUGGACUAUGAGAACCUGCCGGCACUGCCACCGGUUUGGGAGGCGAGGAAGCCCAGCACAGAGGAGGAGGAGAAUGGCUGCGGUCGUCUAAAGACGCCAUCGCUCAAUGGCUACAACCACCACCCUCACCACAGCUUGCUGCACCACUCCUACUCCCACCCUCUGUCAGCCACCCUCGAGCCCUCACACAACUACGUCAACACAGAGAAUGUCACAGCGCCGCUCAGUGCCCACCGGCCGGACACGGCCCGGCGCCGCACCGAUGGACCUACUAUCUUCAACUUUGACUUCCGGCGGCCACUGUCGGGUCACCCGGAGCCGCCAAAAACCCUCAACUAUAUUGAGGUGGAGAUGGACAGCAGCACCGGCAACAAAGGCGCCUCGGAUGGCAGCAACCCCCACACGCCACGCACCCCCACCUCCCCGCUGCCCCCCACCACACCCACCCGCCGCACCGAACUCUACGCCCUCAUCGACAUAGAGCGCACCGCGGCCAUGUCCAACCUGCAGAAGGCCCGGCCGCGAGACGACGGCACGUCACGCAAGACGAGACACAACAGCACGGAGCUGCCAACUAAGAGCACGGCGUGACACCUCCUGUUCACACGCAUGCGUAAAGACGGAGACGCUGUUUGUCCCACGUGGACACGCAGCCACAGACUCCUCCUCCUGAACCAGGGUCAUAUGACUUCCUGUGUGGUCACAUAGUCAUAGAGCAGUUUCCUCCUCUGUUGUUGAGGCAGCGUGGUGGCGGUGAUGAAGAUGUUAAUAAGACUCCUCCUCUUUAUAUGGUACAAAUCAGUAUUACUGAACAAAGCAUUCCAUUUAUUCUUUUAUAUGAUUCACUACAUGCUGCUGUAACUCAGUAUCUAAGGACCACAUGGUACACGUAUGUUUCUGUAUGUACAGUAGAUUCUGGCACAAUAAAUGUCUGUUUUUAUAUGUA
Molecule: messenger RNA, 2545 nt
Organism: Hippoglossus stenolepis (Pacific halibut)
Lineage: Eukaryota; Metazoa; Chordata; Actinopteri; Pleuronectiformes; Pleuronectidae
Product: fibroblast growth factor receptor substrate 2-like
Exons: 7
Coding region: 601-2190 (529 amino acids)
Biological process (GO): cell surface receptor protein tyrosine kinase signaling pathway
Cellular component (GO): cell-cell junction; cytoplasm
Source: RefSeq, a predicted model, not a curated record